Cladocopium goreaui is the source of this 664-nucleotide messenger RNA. Lineage: Eukaryota; Dinophyceae; Suessiales; Symbiodiniaceae. The record is from the annotation of a GenBank genome assembly.
GGUAUGGCUUUGUAGAGUUCAAGAACGAGGAGGAUGCAGACUAUGCCAUCAAGAUCAUGAACAUGAUCAGGCUCUUUGGAAAGCCGAUCAGAUGUAACAAGUCUUCACAGGAUAAAAAGACCAACGAGGUUGGGGCAAACCUCUUCAUUGGAAACCUGGAGCCUGAGGUUGAUGAGAAAAUGCUUUAUGACACCUUCUCUGCCUUCGGGGUUUUGCUCUUCGCGAAGGUGAUGCGUGACCCUGACAACGGCGUUUCGCGUGGAUUUGGCUUUAUCUCCUACGACACCUUCGAGGCAUCAGAUGCAGCACUGGCCGGGAUGAAUGGGCAGUUCUUGUGCAACCGACCUAUCAGUGUGUCGUAUGCCUACAAAAAGGAAACAAAGGGAGAGAGGCACGGCAGCGCCGCAGAACGGCUGAUUGCCGCGAACCGCCCAAUCAAGGACACUCCGGGAGGACCAGGAGGUCCAACAGGGCCAGGUGCUGGUGCGCCACCGGUGCGACCGCCGAUGAUGCCGCCCAACAUGCCGCCCCCGCCUGGAAUGGGAUAGAGGCUGAAGUGUCGCUUGUCGCGUCGACGUUUGAGGACUUGAGCUGGAGAAGUAAAUCAGCCGGCGGCGACUUGCAGCAUUGACUCAGGAUGCGCUAAUCAGGCAAAAGAUGCAAA